UCAUCCCUGGGGUCUCCCUAGGGUGCGGACAUGGGGUCAGUGGAGGCCCCGGGGGGCAGCGGGGGCUCCGUCCGUGAGUUCACGCGCCACGCGGCCGACGUGCUGCUCAACCUGAACGAGCUGCGGCUGCAGGGGACGCUCACCGACGUCACCCUGCUCGUGGCCGGACGCCCGCUCCGCGCGCACAAGGCCGUGCUCACCGCCUGCAGCGGCUUCUUCUACUCGAUUUUCCGGGAGCGGCGGGGCGUCGUUGGCGGCGGGGUUGGCGGGGUGGAUGUGCUGUCCCUGCCGGGCGGGGCGGAGGCCAGUGGGUUCGCCCCGCUGCUGGACUUCAUGUACACGUCGCGCCUCCGGCUGUCCCUGGCCACCGCCCCGGCCGUGCUGGCCGCCGCCGCUUACCUGCAGAUGGACCAUGUGGUCCAGGCCUGUCAUCGCUUCCUCCAGGCCAGCUACCAGCCGGGAAGCGUCUCCUUGAGACCCCCCGGGGCCGAGCCCCCUGCCCGUCCACCCCCGGGCAGCCCCCGCUGCUCCGAGGGGCACCCGGACCCCCCGACCGAGUCCCGCAGCUGCGGCCGUGCCCCACCGGAUCCCCCCAACCCCGACCCCAAGGCCUGCAACUGGAAGAAAUACAAGUUCAUCGUGCUCAACUCCCGGGCCUCCCAGGGCCGGAACCGUUUCGGGGGAGAGGGGGAGGCCGCUGAGCAGGGACUCCCGGUCCGGCCCCCCAGCGGGGAUGAGGCCUCGGGGAGCAGCGGGGAGGAGGGGCCCGGAGCUGGCCCCAGCCCCCAGCACAGGCUGUCCCCGGCCCCCCACCUGCUGCUUGGACACCCAGGAAAGGGGGCUCCCGGAUCCCCCCACCCACAGUCAGGGAGCGGCCUCUUCAGCUGCCACGACUGUGAGCUGCCCUGCCCAGAGGAGGGUGGGGCGGGGGGUGUGGGACCCCCAGCCUCGGUGGAGGACAAGCCCUACAAGUGCCAGCUGUGCCGCUCCGCCUUCCGCUAUAAGGGCAACCUGGCCAGCCACCGGGCCGUGCACACGGGAGAGAAGCCCUACCACUGCUCCAUCUGCGGGGCGCAGUUUAACCGCCCGGCCAACCUCAAGACGCACAGCCGCAUCCACUCCGGGGAGAAACCCUAUAAGUGCGACACUUGCGGUUCCCGCUUUGUGCAGGUGGCGCACCUGAGGGCCCACGUGCUCAUCCACACCGGGGAGAAGCCCUACCCCUGCCCCACCUGCGGCACGCGCUUCCGACACCUGCAGACCCUCAAGAGCCACGUGCGGAUCCACACCGGCGAGAAGCCCUAUCACUGCGAGCCGUGCGACCUGCACUUCCGCCACAAGAGCCAGCUGCGCCUCCACCUGCGACAGAAGCACGGGGCCACCACCAACACCAAGAUCCGCUACCACGUCCCGGGGACCCCCUGCUGAGACCCAGGCCGGUCCAUCCCCACCCCCCACCCCGCCUCGCCACCGAGGGCUGGCCGGGCAGGACCUCUGGGUCUCCGGUGGGGGCUGGGGAGCAGGCCCCCGGGGGCCCCAAAGGGAGAGCAGGGGUAACAGACCCAGGAGGUGUGGUGGUGGGGGGGGGUCUGCAGCCGUUUCGCUGGUCGAAAUCUCUCUCUUUCCCUGCACCCCUCCCUCUCGGGUGUGUGUUUGUUGGGGGAGGAGGACACCUGGGUCCCCCAGGAGCUGAUGGAGCAGGGAGGAGGCAGGACAUCCCUUCUGCCGCUGCUCCUCUGUAAAUAUAAUUUAUUGGGGCCCAGGGCUGGGGACGACCCUUCCCCAUUAGCUUCUUUCCCACCCCCACCCCGGGAGGAGGAGGUGGGACAUGAUGGAUGCAGGGAUGUGAGGAGACUGCCUGAUCUCCCCUCAGCAUUCCCUCACCUCUCCCACCUCCUGCAUCCCGAUGGGAAGGGGGUGUGUGGCAGGAAGUGACCUCGCUUCCAUAUGAGAUGAGGUCACUGCUCCGCAGGCGGAGCCUACCACCAGCCCAUACUACCACCCGGCUUGGAAGAGAAUUCUCUUUCGAAGUCAGUUUCUUCUUUUAGUGUCUUGACCCCUGCUGCCUGGCAGGCUCUAGCAGCUACUCCAGAAGAGGUCAGGCACCUCUUGGGUUCUGGAGCCGGGUAGGGCCAGUACUGGAAAACCGUUCCUACGGAGGGUCUAGAACUGGAUCUGUGAUCCAGCUUCGGGACUGAAAGUGAGCGAAGGCCUGUGACGGGUUUUAAAAGGCCAGGUGCUCUUGGGAAGAGGCAAAUGCUUCCAAAAAGGUCUAAGACUCUGAAAGUUACUUAGGCCCCUUCAUAGAAAGACUGUUCAAGUUCUGAGACUCCGUGGCCUGGAAGAGUUGGGUGUGGAAGACUUUGUGGGGGACACGUGAGCCCCUCAUUUCUCACAGGACUAGCCUGGCCUUGGAUGGGAGAACCUAGCUUCUCUCAGAUUCUUCCUUAUCUGGAUCUGGGGUAACCCUUAUCCCUCUAGAACCAGAUCUGGUAACCUUUGGGGUUUUAGCACUGUCAGUCUCCUCUCUGGUAUUUUAGAAUGUCUCGAGUUCCAGAAUACUUAAAAAUCGGGUCAAGGCCCCUGUCUCGAAGAGGGUCUGAAGCACCUUUCCCUCCCUGGCAUUUUAGAACAAAACCCUCUGGGAUUCUGGAACUCUGAC
Messenger RNA from Tachyglossus aculeatus (Australian echidna), 2662 nucleotides. It is a transcript of the gene BCL6B, whose product is annotated as BCL6B transcription repressor. Lineage: Eukaryota; Metazoa; Chordata; Mammalia; Monotremata; Tachyglossidae. The transcript has 8 exons. Gene Ontology annotation, molecular function: DNA-binding transcription factor activity, RNA polymerase II-specific; RNA polymerase II cis-regulatory region sequence-specific DNA binding; protein binding. The coding region runs from base 31 to 1428 and encodes 465 amino acids. Gene Ontology annotation, biological process: regulation of transcription by RNA polymerase II. Gene Ontology annotation, cellular component: nucleus. The record is from RefSeq and is a predicted model, not a curated record.